UAAAAUUGGGUUGCAUGCACGUCAAACGCACUUUAAGACGCUUGAGUGCCUCGACAGCAACAGUAAGCCAUAAGCUUCGCAAAUAGAAAGUUAAGUGAACACAAUGCUUUGGCAAAAGUUGCUCCUGAUCAAUCUUCAAAUAAUCCUCGCACUGCAGUGCAUCGCCGGCAAUCCGGUUGAAGUGGACGUAGAUGAACUGAAGGCGCAAAUCAGCAGUCACCUGAGCUACACAGCACGUCGGUUGACACGUAUUCAGCAGGAUGUCGACGAGAAGUAUGCCACUGAAUUGGAGCAACUGUUGGCGCGUUAUUUAAAAGCCGCCAAUGCCGAAGAUCCGCUGGUCGAGGAGAAGCAGCUACUGGAGUACGAAGGGGAGCAAAGGCAGUCGUUUAUGUCUUAUGUAAAUCUGCAGUACGACGAGCAAUUUCUCAACGAGGAUAUACGCGUACAAGAGUGGAGCAUGCGCACGCUGAUGGCGGAGGUGAGCGGUCCAUUGGCUGAGGAAAUUGAGAAGGUCUUGCCAGCUUAUGAGAGUGCUGUAAAAAUUGAUGACUUCGACCAGAAAUACACUGCUUUCACCGGUAUACAGGAGACAUUUUCGCCGGCGCUGUGGCAGCUGAUCGACGCGGAACCGGAGGAGGAAGCGGUGCUGAAUGUGCAGCUGAAGUUCUUUAAGGAGUUUUUGCUCUAUCUGCAGAAGCAGGUAGAUGCUGCGUCUUUCGCCGGAAUGAUAAAAGAUACAUUAAAAGUAGUGGAGUCGGCGCUGACAAGUGCGGAUCUCAAGCAAAAGAUGGAUGUGCUAGACAGUUUUGAUGAUUUGACGACAAAAUUCCGGCGGUAUUUGGAUUAUAAGGUGCUGGAAUUUCAGUUUGAUCGAUUUGGACAGUGAAGGUGUGGUUUAGUGAUUUUGUGUUCAGUGUGUUGAAAAUAUUCGAAAAUAUUGUUUUAAAAUCUGUGGGCAUUUG
Bactrocera latifrons is the source of this 965-nucleotide messenger RNA. RefSeq lists its product as uncharacterized. The transcript is spliced from 2 exons. The coding region runs from base 104 to 889 and encodes 261 amino acids. NCBI's taxonomy places the organism in Eukaryota, Metazoa, Arthropoda, Insecta, Diptera, Tephritidae. The record is from RefSeq and is a predicted model, not a curated record.